Rubroshorea leprosula is the source of this 965-nucleotide messenger RNA. NCBI's taxonomy places the organism in Eukaryota, Viridiplantae, Streptophyta, Magnoliopsida, Malvales, Dipterocarpaceae. The record is from the annotation of a GenBank genome assembly.
AGACGAAUCUCUCAAAUUUGUUUACCAACUCUCGAAGAGCGGCUGAAGCUGAAUCAUGUCAGUUACGCUGCACACAAAUCUUGGCGACAUCAAGUGCGAGAUAUUCUGCGACGAAGUCGCCAAAACAGCAGAGAACUUUUUGGCACUGUGUGCUAGUGGUUAUUAUGAUGGGACUAUUUUUCACAGAAAUAUCAAAGGUUUCAUGAUUCAGGGUGGAGAUCCAACUGGUACAGGCAAAGGGGGUACCAGUAUAUGGGGCAAGAAGUUCAACGAUGAGAUAAGAGAGUCUCUGAAGCACAAUGCAAGGGGGAUGUUAUCAAUGGCCAAUAGUGGACCUAAUACUAAUGGAAGCCAAUUUUUCUUAACUUAUGCAAAGCAGCCACAUCUCAAUGGAUUGUACACUGUGUUUGGAAAAGUGAUCCAUGGGUUUGAAGUUCUGGAUCUGAUGGAGAAGACUCAAACGGGACCUGGUGAUAAACCUCUUGCAGAGAUAAGAAUCAAUCGUGUGACCAUACAUGCUAAUCCAUUGGCUGGCUAAUCAUUCCUCAUCAUGUUUUCGAAUUCCAUUCCAGUGGAUCCUGUUUGUCAAGAUAUUUAGGUGAUUUUAUUUAGGAUAGAUGGUGGAUGCAGGUUAUUCUAUCUAUUUAUGUGUUACAGUCAUUGAAUUCUAAUGAGGAAGUUUUGAAACACAGAAAAUGGUGUUUGGCAUUGUGACCCACAGUAUUAUGUAUAGCAGCAAAAGUUGAUGAAUCUGAAACCUAAUGUGGUUCGGAGUGACAUCUUCAGCAACAGUUUUCUGAUAAAUGCUAUCUGUUGUUCUCCAUCAAUGUUCAUCUUCUUUGAUAGUCUGCCAUGUUGGCCUGCCAACAAGUGUUUGGUUUAGUUGGUACACCAACAAGUGUUUGGUUGAGUUGGUAUUUAUUAAUUUAAAAUUUUUGAUUUGAUAUUAAAUUUAGAAAUUCAAA